Messenger RNA from Parascedosporium putredinis, 840 nucleotides. The record is from the annotation of a GenBank genome assembly. Lineage: Eukaryota; Fungi; Ascomycota; Sordariomycetes; Microascales; Microascaceae.
AUGGCGCCAAAUACAGAGAGUGCCUACGAGCUAGUCGACCAGCAUGAUGCCUAUCAAGAGCCGGAACUGGAGGAUACUCCACCUCCGAAGCCACGAUACCAUCGGAGUGCAAGCCGCCGGACGAUCAAGGCUGUCGCGGUCGUUAUUGCAGCCUGUUUUGUCGUAUUCGUAGUCUUUCAGAUCAUCUCUAACGAUGCCAUUGAUCGCUUCCGUAAGGCCAUGGCUGGCGCUGGCAACGGCAUAGACGACUGCCCGUGCCGACCUUCCAAUGUCCCGCAGCACUUCCAGACCCGCCCUCAGCUAUGGCCGGGGCCGACUCUCACAGGCCAGCCUGCAUUUUUGGCUCAGACCGUCGCGUUCAAGCCCUCGGAGACCUAUGUCCCGAACGAACCCCUAGUGACCUCUAUCCCUAUCCAGGGUAUGACGUCGCAGAAUCAAAGCAUCUUCAACAUGAUGGGCUAUCUAUCGCCCUACUUCCCAUCCCCGGGUUUGGCGUUGAUGAGUAUCCGCUUCCACCUGGCGCACAGAUCGUCCAACUUCAUGUAUCCUACUCUGGGGUCUCAAGUCGAGCUCUUUGGUCAGAGAUUGGCCGCUGCGGCGGCCACCUUCAAGGCCUCUGGCGCGCUAAAGUUCCUCAACGACUGGAAGUACGAGCUUGGUGCUGAGAUACUAGUGCCUAAAGGACGUCAGGAACUCUAUGAUUCUGGAGUCCUCCACUCGUACAUGUAUUCGCGCCUCUAUGAUCCCAACACAAAGAUCAUCGCCCGUACUACCACCCAAGACCGUAUGCUCAAGUCCGCUGAGAAUUUCAUGGCCGGAUUCUUCGGUCUUGAAUGGUAA